AUGCGAUAUCCUCUUAAAAACCGAACGUUGCAAAUCAUUCCCCCUUGAUUCUGCCAAGAGGUUUCCACUCUGCCAAAAAUUUCAUACCACAUGUAUCUACGAUAUGACAUGACAAUUACUAUUUGCUGUAGAUCUUCACGGCCGGGAUUCACAUCGAACUCCGGACCGGGCUGCCGAGGCAGCUCAGACGUUUACCCACCAGAAUCUUACUGCAUUACUGGCCCUACGUCACUAUCUGCGUUAUAUUUUUGCGGGUCUAUCCUUUUUUUUUUUUCUUCCCUCCCUUUCCACAACGGCUUAUAUCUCGCCUUGACCGAUAUCUGAGAGAGAAAAAAUUCUACGCAGAACGAAUGGAUCGCACAACAUGCUUUUGCGCCUCGGCAAGUGGACCUGUGUGGAAUUAUGCUAUCUUUGCCUCUUGAGCCUCUGCAUCUCGGGGCGCGAGGCUCUGCAUGGCAUGGAAUGAUAUGUAACCCCUGCAAAGACGCCGUUGAAGAGCCCCUUUAAAAGAAGUUUAGAUAAAUCAGUCGCUUCACCAUUGAUUCUCGCAGUGAUAAUCCACACAUGUAUCAAAAUACUCACCCUCUUAGCGAGUAUUAAUCCAUUUUCUCAACACAGCCUUGGAAGUUGGAUCUACCUUUCAUCGCCAACCACACGACCUUCACUAUCUCUUAGGAACGUCUAUUACUCAGACAUAAAUCAUGCGGCCAACAACAACAUCAAAACAGUUUUAUCUUCUUGGGGAAGAUGUCUCCACCGCACAAGAUAUUGAUGUCCCCUCGUCAAUAGAUGAGAAUGGGCUGCGGCAACUUGUCGCAUCGCAUUUUGCAAUCGUCGAUUCGCAGGGCAUCGGAUUCGUGAGCGAGAAUGAAGCCCUUACAUCGACAGCCGACGUCCUGGACGCGGAUGGCCCCGUCUCCAUCACGAUUGACGGCAAAGCAGUCCACGAGGUGCCAGGACCAAAAGGGCUGCCGUACGUUGGCAACUACCUAGAAGUCUUUCCCGACCAUCUUGGAAACCAUGCACGGCUUUUUGAAAAGUACGGCCCCUUGUUCAAGACGAACAACAUGGGUACUGUCAACUACUUCACCAACGACCCUGCGCUGGCGACCAUCGUCUUCACCGAGUCCGACUUCUUCAGCAAGGAGAUCAUACAAGGACACCCCCUCUUCCCCAUCAAGAACCAGGAGGCGGGCGUGUUCACAAGCGACACCAAGACCGAGGAGUGGAAGAUGGCCCACAAGUUCCUGCCCCCAUUCUUCGGCCCCAAAGCCGUCCGCCACUACGCACCAACAAUGAACCAGACGGUGGAGGGAGCGUUCAAGGUGUUUGACGAGCUGGCGGACCGGGACGAGGCGUGGAACGUAUACCCUUACAUGAUGAAGCUGGGCUCGCAGGCCGUGGGCAAGCUCAUCCUGGGCAUGGACUUCAACCACUUCGCCGGCGUCGACGCCCCGCCCCACGAGAUGGUCAUGCUGAUCGCCGAGUCUCUGGAGCUGAUGAAGAAGAUCACCAGCCUGCCGCACUGGUACUCGAUGCUCCCAUUUGGAGAUCCCAAGAGGCUGCAGUCGAUCCGGGACCGCAUGGAGGCGCUGUUCCUGAAGGUGUUUGCAGAGGCAUCCACGGGCACCGAGAAUCUCGAUCUUCAAGAAGCAGCCCUGAAGGCCGAGAACAUGAUCGACUACCUGGUCCGCGCGACCGACAACGCAGGCAACAAGAUGCCGCCCAACAAGUCCUGGCAGCCUCUUGUCGUGGCGACGGGCGCGGGCUUCACCACCACGAGCUCGCUCAUGUCCUGGCUCAUCUACUCCCUCGUGAACUACCCGGGCAUGCAGGAGCGCCUUCUCCAGGAGCUCGUCGACAACGGCUUCACCGACGACACGGUGGUGACGGACGAGCUCACGUCGAAGCUCACGUUCCUGGACCACUUUGUGAAGGAGACGCAGAGGCGGCAUAACCCCUCUUUCCAGCCGGCGCGGACGGCGCAGUGCGACGUCGUCCUGCCCGGUGGAUACAAGGUGCCCAAGGGAAGUGUGGUCGUCCCGUCCCUGCACCAGAUCCACAACAGCCCCAAGAUCUGGGGCAACCCGGCCGAGUUCGACCCUGACAGGUGGGACUCGGAGAGGGUGAAGAACAGGCCUAGGAACUCGUACAUGCCGUUUGCGACGGGCCAGAGGAUGUGCAUUGGUUUCAACUUUGCCCUCCAGGAGGCUCGCAUUUUCCUGACCAAGCUGGUCUGGCGGUACCACUUUUCUCUGGCGACCGAGGGCGCGAUUGACUACGAUCCGCAGUUCCAGCUGAUCAGGCCGACCAACCUGUACGUGCGUGCCGAGCGGAGAGUAAAAUGGCCGCCAAGGAGCGAUCUGUAGGGGUUAGACAUUAGCUUUGGGUCUCAAAGUAUGGAAUCAUUUGCAGGAGUAAAAGGAGUAUUCUGGGGGGGUAUAGAAAUCAGUCUUCGACUAUAGGAUUACAUGGAUAUCCACCAUUCAUUCUUUCACG
Molecule: messenger RNA, 2499 nt
Organism: Cryphonectria parasitica EP155
Lineage: Eukaryota; Fungi; Ascomycota; Sordariomycetes; Diaporthales; Cryphonectriaceae
Exons: 2
Coding region: 702-2369 (555 amino acids)
Molecular function (GO): heme binding; monooxygenase activity; oxidoreductase activity, acting on paired donors, with incorporation or reduction of molecular oxygen
Source: RefSeq, a predicted model, not a curated record